Molecule: messenger RNA, 1697 nt
Organism: Menidia menidia (Atlantic silverside)
Lineage: Eukaryota; Metazoa; Chordata; Actinopteri; Atheriniformes; Atherinopsidae
Source: the annotation of a GenBank genome assembly
CUAACUAUUAGCUAGUUUUUAAAUGUUCCAGUCCACCAUUGAACUGCUAAUUUAAUUUUGUCACUUCGAUAAAUUAAGUCCUACUGUAAACUACUGUAACAUGUAUAAUGUACGCAACAAUUAGCAAAAAGCCAGUCACAUAAUUACUUCCGGGUCAAGUGCACAACUUAGAUACAUAACAAACUGUGUCGCGCGGCGCUGCUGUCCUUGCCGACCCUGCUCAUAUGUCAACUGCUGUGCUCUUUGCCGCCGUCGUUGGCGGUGGGCUCCUGCUCCUUAUGCGCCGUUUGUUCCCCCGACAGAAGGCCGCUAAACUGCUCUGCUACCCAGCCGACACCAUGCGUGGAAAGACGGUCAUUGUGACCGGGGCUAACAGCGGGAUAGGAAAGGCCCUCGCUGGCGAGCUGCUGAAGCUCCGUGCCCGGGUCAUCAUGGCCUGCAGGGACCAGAAGAGUGCCGAGGAGGCUGCCGAGGACAUCAAGAGACAAGCGGGACCAGAGCAGGGAGAGGUAGUCAUCAAGCACCUAGACCUGGCCUCGCUCGGAUCUGUCCGAACGUUUUGUCAGGAAAUAAAUGAGGAGGAAUCAAAGAUUGAUGUGCUUGUCAACAACGCGGGUCUCUACCAGUGUCCCUACACAAAGACCGAGGAUGGCUUUGAGAUGCAGCUCGGAGUGAAUCACCUGGGUCACUUCCUCCUCACCCAUCUGCUGCUGGACCUCCUGAAGUCUUCAGCUCCCAGCCGCAUCGUGGUCGUUUCCUCGAAGCUUUACAAAUACGGCCACAUCAACUUCGACGACUUGAACAGUGAAAACAACUACGACAAAGCUUUCUGCUACAGUCAGAGCAAGUUGGCCAACCUGCUGUUCACUCUGGAGCUGGCUCGUCAGCUGGAGGGCACGGGGGUGACGGUCAAUGCUCUCACACCGGGCAUUGUGCGCACCAGACUCGGCAGGCAUGUUAAAAUCCCCUUCCUGGCUAAGCCGCUGUUCCACCUCGCCUCGUUUGCCUUUUUCAAAAGUCCAUUGGAGGGAGCUCAGACACCGCUCUAUCUCGCUUGCUCCCCGGAGGUAGAGGGAGUGUCGGGGAAGUGCUUUGCUAACUGUGAGGAGGAGGAGCUGAUGGCCAAAGCUACGGAUGACCAGGCAGCCAAGAAACUGUGGGACAUAAGCAGAAGGAUGGUUGGACUCGCCGACUGAGCCGAGGCCAGUUCAUGUGGAAGCUAUUGUGGGGACUUAAAUGUUCUUGGACUUGGUAGUUAAUCUCUCACAGUCCUACAGACUUUGUUCUGCAAGAGAUGAGUAAUGCGAAAACCAAUUUCCACCCUAGAGAUAAAAACAUUAAUGAAAUGACAGAUUGUGCCAUGAAGUGUGAUAAUUAAAUGCCUGAGCUACAUUGCAGUGAUAUGAGACUGUGUAUGAUUUGACUUUGAAAAUGUGCCUGUUAAAAUGAUGGUUCAGAACAUGAAACAUUUCCUUUUCACUGCUGUUACUCUGCUGGUUUCCCUCAUCCCUGGAUCCUAAUAGUGAAAGACUGCUUCCUCACUGAUAGAUAAUUUAUUUUUUAGAAAAUCAUUUCACAGGAAAAUGACAUCUGUAACGUGGUCAUUGACGUGCAUGUAAUAAGUACACUGAUUUAGGCCGAGUUGGCCAACCUGCUUUUCACUCAAAAAGCUACUAAAAAAACAACAUCAUUUGAAG